This is a messenger RNA of Electrophorus electricus (electric eel), 1097 nucleotides long. NCBI's taxonomy places the organism in Eukaryota, Metazoa, Chordata, Actinopteri, Gymnotiformes, Gymnotidae. The record is from RefSeq and is a predicted model, not a curated record.
GUUGAAUAAUUAAUCCUUGCAUUCAACACUUAUUACUCCAGAUAUUUAAUCACCAGCCAUUUUUGUUUACACCAUAGAUAACAAGAAGAAUACUCAGAUAGGAUAUCAUGGAUCUUGUGGAUCUCAAAGUCUCAUUUCAGCAGGGGAUUGUCUGUGAGAGCAUAGGCUUUAUUCGCUUUGAAGCCACAGAUGUUCAUGGAGUGUUUAGAUCAAAGACAGUCCCAGCUUGCUUCUUUCAAGCCAAGGCUGCUUAUGGUGCAUCCAUGUCCAGAAGCUCUCUGGAGUUACCACUGUCCUUCUGCUCCCUGAUCUUUCCACAGUGAUGUCCUUCUGCUCCCUGAUCUUUCCACAGUGAUGUCCUUCUGGUCCCUGGUCUUUCCACAUUCCCGGCUCUUCCCUUGGAUGAGCAAACCACUCGUAUCAUUUGCAAUCCCUGAACCAUCGCCUGGAUACCACUGCAUACUUCUCUCCGCACUGUUGCUAAGGUCAUGCUUGGCCAGAUUCAAACCUUAGGGUUCUUCUUCUUUUCCUCCUUCACAUAAAUCUUAGGAACUCCAGACCAGCUGGGCGCCAAACUUGUCUUUCCCGCUACUACCUUGCUGAAUAAUCAUGAUAUGCUUUUCCUACAGCAGCUGCUGAGAGAGAUGUACCAUAUGGCUGUUGAUGUGGAUAGCUUUGCAUCUGCUAGUGGUUCACAUCAGAUGGAGAUCUGUUUCAAGCCUAAGCUUGGGAUUGGAGCUGCUGACUGUGCCUUCACCUUUUGCACUGGAAUUAAAGAGAUGGCCAGGAAGUAUAACUAUAUUGCCACCUUCCUCACAAAUGAUGUCAUCAUACUCUCUCAUAGCCUGUGGGAUGCCAAUGGCAGGGGAAAUGUUUUCCAAUCAGACACUGAGGACUACAGGGUAUCAAGUGUAACCUCAGCACUGAAGAGGCUCUUGACAGAACUCCAGCCCAGCAGAAGUUGUUUGCAAUUUCUGUGAAGCUUGAGGAUUGAUUAGAGGCCCUGGGAGAAGACAGUGUGAUACGUGGGACACUAGGUGAGCCCUUUGUGCAGUAAUCUAGUGUCUCUUUCUGCUGAGGUACACCUAGCCAUGGUC